Messenger RNA from Trichomonas vaginalis G3, 464 nucleotides. Its product is annotated as spectrin binding. NCBI's taxonomy places the organism in Eukaryota, Parabasalia, Trichomonadida, Trichomonadidae. The transcript has a single exon. The annotation marks the transcript as partial. The record is from RefSeq and is a predicted model, not a curated record.
AUGGAUCUGAAUUUCGAAUACAUUGCUGCUCAUAUCAGCGAUUAUAUUAAUAAUGAAAACUUUUUCGAUACAUUUGAGAUCGAAGACAUCAAAACAAUCAUGAAAUAUUCACAUUUGACAGCUGAUCAGUACGUUUCUCUUCUCAAACAAUCACAUUCAACUAUUAGUGCCAAAAAAUUAUCUUUAUGUACACGUGUUGCAAAAGUUACUAUCAAAAACUUCGAAGAAAUCGUUUCAAUUUUGAAAUCUGUCAAAAGAUACAUGAAAUUCAGUAUAUGUGAUGGUAUUAUUGAUUUUUUAAAACAGAAUGAGAAAGUAAUAAACUAUUCUACGAACGAACCAGUAAUAGUUCAAGAUAAAUUAAAAGCAUUACAAAAUGAAAAUGAAAAUGCGACCAAAGAUACCACUAUCAGUCAAGCUAAUGAAAAUUACAAUCAUUCACGAGAUAUUUUAACUAAAAUUAA